Messenger RNA from Lutzomyia longipalpis, 3970 nucleotides. RefSeq lists its product as uncharacterized. Gene Ontology annotation, molecular function: zinc ion binding; nucleic acid binding; aspartic-type endopeptidase activity. Bases 176 to 3970 code for a protein of 1264 amino acids. Lineage: Eukaryota; Metazoa; Arthropoda; Insecta; Diptera; Psychodidae. Gene Ontology annotation, biological process: proteolysis; DNA integration. The record is from RefSeq and is a predicted model, not a curated record. The transcript has 4 exons.
UGUGCAGAUUCGGUAUGAUUCGGUUCGGUAUGAUUCGGAAGAUGUCAGAUGAGAGAUGUCAUGUGUAAUGGUGAUAGAGUGGAAUAAAUGUGUAAAAUAAAAGUGGUCUUUAAUUAAUCAGCACAAUUGGCGACGGAGGAAAAUCAAGGAAAAAGAAAUUGACAAAGAAAAGAUCAUGGAUCAUGGGAAUCAAUACAAUGUACCGCCAUUCAAACGGUCAUUGUUGUCCCCAAAUGAGAAUCGGAAGAAUUGGGAGACGUUCAAGAGGGGAUUCCUCAGUGUUGCACUGGCAACAGCAGAGACAGAUAAGAAGAAACUAAAAGGGAUGCUGCUUGCGUAUGGUGGUCCAGACCUACGAGAGGUAUUCUACCAAAUCCCGGGUGCAGAUAUACCCGGAGAUGACGAUAAUGAUCCGUACAAAAUUGCGUUGAAAAAGCUGGAUGAGCAUUUUGCACCAAAGAGACACGAUUCCUAUGAGAGGCAAAUGUUUUGGUCUCUCAUGCCAGAACCAGAAGAAUCAUUGGAACAGGUGAUUCUGAGGGCAAUGCAUCAAGCCGAGAAGUGUGUCUUUGAAUCGGAGAAGUGCGACGCAAAAACCAGCGCAAAGAUAGACAAGAUCAUAAUGUUGUGUCCGGAAGAGUUGAAGCAGAAAAUCAUGGCUAAACCGAAUUAUGAUUUGGAUGUGUUGCUUCAGUAUAUACACGCAUACCAAGCAGCUAAAGCUCAAGCAAAGGAAAUGAGCAAACAGUCGAGUACGAUUGGUGAAGGUUCAGGCUCGAAUCUGGAGAAGAGUGACCUCAAUGCGGUACAAGAGAAGAAACAGAAGUAUGGAGGGAGACCGAAAGCUCAGGCAGGGCAUUUCACCACAAAAGAUGAAUGUUCUCGUUGUGGUAGAUCCGGGCACACGGCGAAAGAUCCAAAUUGCCCAGCCAUGGAGAAAACUUGUGCCAAAUGUAACAUCAAAGGGCAUUUUGCAAGGAAAUGUCGCACUCGACGAGCACAAAACCUCAAACGGUCAAAUGCAGAAGACGCAUCAACUCCCAAAUCGAAGAUUGCAAAAGUGAAUCAUGUGAGUGAAGAGAAUGAUUCAGAAGAGGAGGAAGGAAACGAUGGAUUUAUAUUCAAUGUGGGGGAUGGUGAUGAAUACAUCUGGUGCAAGGUUGGUGGCAUUUUGAUUGAGAUGCUAAUUGAUUCCGGUUCCACUCACAACAUUAUUGGAGAGAACACGUGGAAGUACUUGAAGAAGAGUGGGAUAUUUGCCCAGAAUAUGACGAAAUCUGUCACCAAACAGCUGAAGGCAUAUGCACAGUCGAGUCCCUUGGAAAUUCUGGGAUCGUUUGAAGCAGAAGUAGUGAUUCAGGAUGUUAAUCGGGAGUUAAAAAGCACGGCGACAUUUUAUGUUGUUAAAGGGGGAUCUCAGCCACUCUUGGGCAAGGCAACAGCCAAGGCCUUGGGAGUUUUGAUGUUGGGAUUGCCAAGUAAGCAACAUAGUGGUAUUUGCGCUGUGCAAGCUCAACAGGGAUCCAAACCAUUUCCCAAAAUCCGUGGAAUUAGUCUGAUGAUUCCCAUUGAUGAAGAUGUCACGCCAGUAAAUCAACAUGCAAGACGGCCACCCAUCGCUCUUCUCAGUAAAGUUGAGGAGAAGUUAGAUGAAUUGCUGAAGGCGGAUAUAAUUGAGCCAGUGGAGGGUCCCAGUGAUUGGGUGUCUCCUGUGGUGGUACUCCCCAAGGAUAAUGGUGACAUUCGAUUGUGCAUCGACAUGAGACAAGCCAACAAAGCUGUGAGGCGCGAGAACCACAUCAUGCCGACAUUUGAGGAUUUUUUGCCUCAAUUGACGAAGGCAAAAUUUUUCUCGAGGCUUGAUGUGAAGAAUGCAUUCCAUCAGAUAGAGUUGAAUCCUGCUUGCAGAAAGAUUACAACAUUCAUCACCCACAAGGGAAUGUUCAGGUACAAAAGAUUGAUGUUUGGCAUAUCUUGUGCCCCGGAGAUCUUCCAAAAGACGAUGGAGCAAAUAUUGUCAGGAUGUAGUAACACCCUGAAUUAUAUUGAUGACAUCGUUGUCUUUGGGUCGUCGGAGGAGGAACAUGAUAAAUCCCUACAGGAGGUUCUAAAAACACUAAAGGAACAUGGAGUACUGUUGAAUCAGGAGAAAUGUGUUUUUAAGGUGCGCCAGUUGGAAUUUUUGGGACACCAAUUGUCUGAGAAGGGGAUAAAUCCUACUGAGAGCAAAGUUGAGGCGAUUCGGAAGUUUCGAUCUCCAAAGUCCAAGGAAGAACUGCGAAGCUUUCUCGGGUUGGUAACAUAUGUGAGUCGGUUCCUACCAGAUUGCUCUACUGUCACACACACUCUGAGAUUAUUGCUCAAUAAGGAUACCUUAUUUGAGUGGAAGGAGAUCCACGAGAAGGCAUUUCAAGCUGUGAAGGAGAUGAUGAGCAAUGCGGAAACUCUCAGUUACUUUGACAAUACAUUGCUCACCAGGGUUAUCGCGGACGCUUCUCCAGUUGCUCUUGGUGCUGUUUUGAUACAAAUUGACAGCAGCAAUGAGGAUAAAAUACAUAUUAUUGCUUACGCUAGCAAAAGUUUGUCGGAUACAGAGCGGCGAUAUUGUCAGACUGAGCGUGAAGCAUUGGCAUUGGUGUGGGCAGUUGAAAAAUUCAGUGUCUAUUUGAUUGGACGAGUGUUUGAACUGGUUACAGAUCACAAACCACUUGAGAUUAUUUUCAAACCGACCACCAAACCCUGUGCGAGAAUUGAAAGGUGGCUUCUAAGGCUGCAAUCCUUCAGGUUCAAAGUAAUCUACAAGAAAGGAUCCAUGAACAUUGCUGAUUCUCUUUCACGGUUGACGGAAAGCAGGGAUUCGAAAGGGUUUGAUAAGGAGGAUAAAUUCUUUAUCAGAGCAGUCAUUGAAUCAGCAGCCAUUGACAUUUCGGAGAUUGAGGAAGCUUCCAGGAAUGACACGGAGUUCCAUGUGGUACGUCAGUGUUUGGAAACGGAUCAAUGGCACGCGCCUGAAGUGAAAUUGUACCAACAUUUCAAGAUGGAACUCAGCUGCAUCGGAGAUAUUCUCAUCAGAGGAACAAAAGUUGUGGUACCUACCUCUUUGAGGCAACGUAUGCUGCAACUUGCUCACGAAGGACAUCCAGGAGAAACCACGAUGAAACGCCGAUUGAGAGAUAGAGUGUGGUGGCCUGGAAUGGACACAGAGGUAACUAAGUUUGUGAGGAGCUGCAAAGGAUGUCAGUUGGUGUCUACUCCGUCCAAACCGGAACCGAUGGUACGCAGGCAGCUUCCACAAGGACCCUGGAUUGAUAUAGCAGUAGAUUUCAUGGGACCUCUACCUACUGGAGAAUAUCUGUUCGUCAUUGUCGACUACUUCAGUCGUUAUAAAGAAGUAGAAGUUAUGAUGAAGAUUACUGCUAAGGAAACAAUCAGGCGGUUGGAGAGAAUUUUCGUGAGAAUGGGUUACCCUAGAACAAUAACGCUGGACAAUGCCAAACAAUUCCUCAGUGAAGAGUUUGAGACCUUCUGCAAACAGCGAGCUAUCACCGUGAACAGAACGAUACCUUACUGGCCACAGCAGAAUGGGGAAGUGGAACGCCAAAAUAGAUCGUUGGUGAAGCGCUUAAAAAUCAGUCAGGCAUUGAAACGUGAUUGGAAGAGUGAUUUGCAAGAAUAUCUUCUAAUGUAUUAUACGACGCCUCAUGCUACUACCGGAAAAACCCCAACAGAACUCUGUUUUGGACGUACCAUUCGGGGUAAGAUUCCUGCAUUGAGUGAUGUCUCUACAAUGCCUCCCAGCUCUGACUUCAGAGACCAAGAUCGAAUUUCAAAAGGAAAAGGAAAGGAAAGGGAGGACAAAAAGAGAGGUGCGAGGCCAGCGGAGCUUGAGUUGGGAGAUCGCGUACUCAUGAGAAACCUGCUUGGAGAAAAGGAGGGAUGUGGUGAUGCACCCUGUGCAGAUUCGGUAUGA